CAUCUCAACCGGCCUAGCCAAAAUGGCAAUCGUUGACGCAUCGCAUUAAUCGCGUCGCAUUAAUUCGAAAGAGCGAUAGAGCUACGAUAACGAUAUUAUCAUAAGCGUUUGUGCAUUUGGCUGCGUAAUAGGUAUUAGGUACGUACGUAAACGGCCAUAAAGAAUGCACAUCGAGUUUUCGUCUUCGUAGAGCGUUGUCUCUUUCUUGCUUUUGUGAUGUUAGCGUUGUCUCUUUCCAAAUACCGAUGUGCAUUCUUUAUGGCCGUUUACUGUAGGGUAGGUAGUAUUCAAAUUGAACGCUCCCCGGUGACUACAAACAAAAUCUCAAAGACUAGGUACAUACUAGGUGGUGGUGGUGGACAUUUGCUUGUAGGUUCGAGAGCCACACCGGAUUUUGGACGGGCCGGAUCGACAUGUAUGACCAUACGUCAAUGGAGCACAACACAUGGGGUACAGACUUCAGGCGAGGUAUGCAAGUGGCACACGACUUGUUUGGAAAAUAUGCGACAGAUGUCUUCACGGACGAAGCCAUUAAGGUACGUACAGGUGAUCACAGCGCACAACAAGAGCGAGCCACUGUUCCUCAUGGUAACGCACUCUGCCGUGCACAGCGGAAACCCCAACGAGUUCAUUCGCGCGCCCGACAGCGAAAUAGACAAGUUUAAGCACAUCGAGAAUUACCAGAGGAGAAAGUUCGCUGCUGUACUGUCGAAACUGGAUCAGUCCGUGGGUAAAGUGGUGGAGUCCCUACACGGGGCAGGUAUGCUGCAGGACACUAUCAUCCUGUUCACUACCGAUAACGGCGGGCCCGCGGCAGGCUUCAACGACAAUGCGGCGUCAAACUACCCUCUGCGGGGGGUGAAAGCUACACUAUGGGAAGGCGGCGUGCGGGGCGCCGGACUACUUUGGAGCCCCCUGCUGCAAGCCCGGGCCCGCGUGGCGAGUCAGUUGGUACACAUAGUCGACUGGCUACCGUCUCUCAUCAGCGCGGCCGGUGGUGAUGCCAGUUUGCUGCAGAACAUCGAUGGAUUAGAUUUGUGGAAUGAGCUGUCCAAAGACCAGCCUUCUAAGAGGACCUCUGUGCUUCACAAUAUAGAUGACAAAGAGGGAAGUGCCAUUACAAUGGAUAACUGGAAAUUACAUAAAGGGACGUCUUAUAAAGGCGCUUGGGACUCAUGGUACGGGCCGGCCGGCCGAAAUGGCUCGUACGACUUAGACGCGGUGUACCAGGGGAAAGUCGCCGCGAUCCUCAGCAAGAUGGGCCUCAUGCCGACGAGAGAGAAAGCUGGCCUACUCAGGAAAGCUGCCACAUUACAAUGUAGCAGCGAUCCAGAGGUGGUAUGUAGGCCGCUGGAGUACCCAUGCCUCUUUGACAUCCGAACAGAUCCCUGCGAACGGAUCAACUUAGCCAGCAAAAAUCCCCAAAUCGUGCAAAGACUUCUAGAGGAACUUCGCAUCUUCAACCAGUCCGUAGUGCCCCCGAACAAUAUGCCGGAUGACACGCGCGGAGACCCCAAAUUCUGGGGACGUGUGUUCACUAACUUUGGAGAUUAUGAGAACAAUGGCUCAUACUUACAGUGCUCAUGAAUAUGAUAUUACUUUCAUGGCCACUUCGGCUGUUCAAAGGCAGAUUUUACGCAAAACUCUGCGUAGGGGGCGCCGCUAGCACAUUUUUGUGGGCCGUAACGUACGCAUGCGAAACAUGAAAAUCUAAAUUUCCUUAUCGGCCCCCCUAGUACGUAUCAAGUGAUAAAGAAGCAUAAUGAAGUUUGGACUUUUGCGUUUGGUUUGAAGUUUUUAAGUUUAACCAUAGAUUAAAUAUAAGAAGAUCAUACCAUCCCAUACAU
Messenger RNA from Leguminivora glycinivorella, 1847 nucleotides. Its product is annotated as arylsulfatase I-like. The record is from RefSeq and is a predicted model, not a curated record. Lineage: Eukaryota; Metazoa; Arthropoda; Insecta; Lepidoptera; Tortricidae. The transcript has 9 exons. The coding region runs from base 217 to 1587 and encodes 456 amino acids.